Messenger RNA from Magallana angulata, 2894 nucleotides. Its product is annotated as FMRFamide-activated amiloride-sensitive sodium channel-like. Lineage: Eukaryota; Metazoa; Mollusca; Bivalvia; Ostreida; Ostreidae. Gene Ontology annotation, biological process: sodium ion transmembrane transport. Gene Ontology annotation, molecular function: ligand-gated sodium channel activity. The record is from RefSeq and is a predicted model, not a curated record. The transcript has 2 exons. The coding region runs from base 530 to 2500 and encodes 656 amino acids. Gene Ontology annotation, cellular component: membrane.
CACUGACAAGAAAUUUACAUACCCCGAACCGUGACCUAAAAAAGUACACGACUACCAUAGCAGGAGGUAGUGUCUCAGUUUUCCUCACAGUCUACAUCUCCGGCUCUCUUAUAGUCUAUAGCAUCUGUCAGUGUUACAGGACUAACACAAUGGGUUCUCUCUGUUAGGACCCUCAAAUACUUAUUCUACUGAACCCUGAAAUCUGGCCGCUCAGGGUCAGUAUUAACUGAGAAAGCAGGGGGUCAUUGGUUCCUGCCCUGAGGGGGCUAAGGCUAUUGGAUUAAUGAUUGCACAGGUUUGAUAAGUUUAAAAUAUUGGGAAAAAAAAAUCAGCCACUGAUCAGCAAGGGUUGAGCCAGUGAGACUGAGUGGGCUGUUGAGAGAUUCUGUCAGUUUCUGGGAAAUCAGAGCUUAGUCUCUAACUGGAUGUGACGGUGAUUCCUGCGUGGGGUGGCUUACCGGAGACCCUCAGCCAUUGGACAACCACUCUUUACUGCCCUAUGGGGUGCCGGGAUUUUUAGUCAGUCUAGAUGAUGCGCGUACACUGUUCGUGUGGUGCAGCUUACUGCACAAGUAACACCUACGUUCCUGUCCAGAACCAAAGGGGUCAGAAUAAAGAACACAUGAAGUUUUCACCUGUAGGAAAGUUUAACUAUUUUCACGACCAUUUGAAGAUGCCGCCAAAUGACACCCAUGCUCGAAAGAAAAAUCGAAAAUCGGCCAUGGCCAUAGUGCAGGAACUGGGGUCCGAAAGUAAUGCACAUGGUCUAGCGAAAAUCGCCAUGUCACGAAAAACUAAACGAAAAGUGAUGUGGUCUCUGCUGGUGAUAAUUGGGUUUACGGCGGCCGCCAUACAUUUGUCAUUCCUUGUGAUAAAGUACCUACAGUACAAUGUGGUGGAAGUCUCCGAAAUGAAGGACGGAAUGCCGGUGGAAUUUCCAUCGGUAACAAUCUGCAACACGCAGGCUUUAUCGCUUACCAAACUGAAGGACAGAAUGAAUGAAACUCCCGAUAUCAACAACUGGUUUCAAUUUAUUAGCAAUGCAAACUUUGGUGAACACUUCUCGCGAGUGGAGUCUGUUCAGGGAUUUUACGAGAAUUUAUUCCAGGAAGCCAAAAACGUGGGCCAUGAAAUAAACGAUACGUUACUUCACUGCCGAUUCAAUCAAAGGCCGUGUCACCCUCACAACUUCACUCGAUAUUUCAACGGCAAGAACUACUAUAACUGCUACACGUUUAACAGUAAGAUGGGGGACCAUAACAUGCAGUAUAUGCAUACCACCGGUCCCCAGCAUGGCCUCUCAAUCGUCAUGGCACUUGACAAUGACGACCCUCCACUAGGGGCAUACGGACUCUACAACCAAGAGAGUAACAUUGAGCACACCGCUGGACUGAGGGUCCAGGUUCAUGCCCCUCAGACGAUGCCCAGCCCCAUGGAUCACGGAUUUGACAUCCCUCCUGGGUAUUCGUCCUCCGUGGGUCUAAAAGCAGUAAUGAAUUCAAGGAAACCUUAUCCUUAUGGAAACUGUACAUAUGACAGACUUAAGAGAUACCCAAAAUACAGGAAUACGAUAUUCUCCUGUUUCCAGUUGUGUAAGCAAGAGAUAGUGAUCCGCGAGUGUCAGUGUCGGACCUCUGGACUCCCAAGCACUCCGGAACAGAAAAAUCUGUCUUACUGCGGGACAUUCCAUCACUGGCAGAACUUAUUCCAACAGCUAAGUAAGUCUGGCUCAUUCAAUAGAACACACCUGUACAACCAGAAACUGGACUGUGAGGUCAAGGUGCUCCACCGUCUCUCUAACGACCGCAGUUACGAGGUCGGGUGUGGGUGUUUCCAGCCAUGUCAAGAAACCUCCUAUCAAAAAUCCAUCUCCCUCUCGUACUGGCCCCUCGAGUUUAACCAGUACAACGCCUUACAGACAUUUUAUGGAAUUUUAGAAGAUUCAAAUCGGAUAAAUAAUUCCUUCAUGUCAGAGGCUUAUUACAAUCUUCAUGGAAUUAUUAAGAAAUAUGAGCCACUGGCUCAAAACAUGACUGGAGAAAAUGCGGAACAAUUAUUACAUGCCGAUAUUCCGAUGGAUGAGAGACGAAAGCAGGCCCGUGCCACUCAACUCAUUCAUCAAAAUCUCCUUCGUUUGAAUGUUUAUUUAGAAGACCUUAGUGUCAUAGAAUUUAAGCAGAUGGCUGACUAUGAUAUAGCAGAUUUACUGUCAGAUAUCGGAGGAACUUUAGGACUGUGGAUGGGGAUUUCGAUUCUGACAAUUAUGGAGUUAGUGGAACUCGCGAUUCGACUGGUUGCCAUUUUAUUCAAAUCGGAAAAUAGGUAUCCUGAUCACAUGGAUGACCACAGUUCAGCCAAUGGAAUUUUAGAACACUCGACAGAGAGGGCGAUAUACCCCCAAGAUACAUAUGAUCCAUACACACAGCCUGAGUUUCAGAGUUUUGAAAAAAAUGAUUAUGGUCGGACUACAAACGAUUUACCUCCCGACUCGCCUAUCUGAAAUUUGUGUUUUCAUUGAUUUCUUGGUUAAACUGACGAUUUGAAUGUGUCUGUGAUAUAUUGUUUCAAAUGGAAUAUGUAUACAUGUGUAAUGUGAAAACACUCUGUUGCAGUGAAGAUUUUAUUGAUCAAAUCUCUCAGAAAGUUAAAAUCUGGAACCAUUCAUUGUGCAACUGCAAAUGUUUAAAUCAUCAUUCACAUAAGUAUCUAAUAAACCAUUAUUACAUAAAUCAAUCAACGUUUUUUUUUUAACAGACUUGUGCUUCAUACUCAGUUAAAAAAAUCUUGAGGUAUAUUUUUUCAUUUUAUUUACAGCCAAUCAGCAAUAAGCAAUGAUACAUACAUCAAUGCACAUUUUAUGGCCAUUAAAAGGAUGAAUAAAUAUGAUUUAUACA